Messenger RNA from Copidosoma floridanum, 617 nucleotides. RefSeq names its product ATP synthase subunit b, mitochondrial (gene ATPsynB). Lineage: Eukaryota; Metazoa; Arthropoda; Insecta; Hymenoptera; Encyrtidae. Gene Ontology annotation, molecular function: proton-transporting ATP synthase activity, rotational mechanism. The record is from RefSeq and is a predicted model, not a curated record. Gene Ontology annotation, biological process: proton motive force-driven ATP synthesis.
GUCCUUAUAUGUUUGCAGCUGGUCUUUCUACUUACCUAAUUUCAAAAGAAAUUUACGUAUUGGAACAUGAAUUUUACAGUGGUCUCUCACUAGCUUUAGCAUUGAUUGUAGCAAUUAAAAAAUUUGGGCCUAGCGUAGCUAAAUAUAUUGACAAAAACAUUGAUGAAUACGAACAAAGUUGGGAGUCAUCCAGAACAGAUCAAAUUAAAGAACUACAAAAUCUUAUAGAGCAUGAAAAAAAAGAGCAAUGGCGAACAGACAGCCAAAAAAUGAUAGCUGAUAUCAAAAGAGACAAUAUAAACAUGCAGUUGGAAGCUGUUUAUCGUGAGCGGUUAUCACACGUUUAUCAAGAAGUAAAACGGCGCUUGGAUUAUCAAGUUCAACUACAAAACAUGGAACGAAAAUUAGCUCAAAAACAUAUGGUCGAAUGGAUCGUAGAAAAUGUUAAAAAAGGAUUUACUCCUGAUCAAGAAAAAAUAAUUCUUACGAGAUGUAUUAGCGAUCUUCAAAUUCUUGUUAACAAAAACUAAAUAAUGCGUAAUCAAUUACUAUACAGCCACGAAAUCAUUGAAAAAAAAUUACACAUUGAUUAAUAAACAUAAAGCUUAUACCGCAAA